UCAAAUCUAAAAACUCAAAAGAAGUCACCAUUCAUUCAUUUACCGUUCAGCCGUCCACUCUCUUCUUCUUCUUCAAUUUUUUUUCUCUCUUUUUCUCUAGGGUAUACAGAAAUGGGGAUCGCAACGGAGAAUCAACCACAGCAACAACACAAGAAUUUUCAACUUCUGCAGGCGUCACCAGAGGCAUCAUCAGAGGCAGAUAAAAAGAGGUGGAUGCUUAAUGAUUUUGACAUUGGGAAGCCUCUUGGAAGAGGAAAAUUUGGUCAUGUAUAUCUAGCUAGGGAAAAAAGGAGCAAUCACAUUGUCGCAUUAAAAGUGCUGUUCAAGAGCCAGCUAAAACAGUCCCAGGUUGAACAUCAGCUUCGUCGUGAAGUUGAGAUACAAAGCCACCUUCGUCAUCCAAAUAUUUUGAGGCUUUAUGGUUACUUUUACGACCAGAAACGUGUGUAUUUGAUCCUGGAAUAUGCUGCCAAGGGUGAACUCUACAAGGAGCUGCAGAAAUGCAAAUAUUUUAGUGAACGGCGUGCUGCAACUUAUGUUGCAUCGUUAGCCCGAGCCCUAAUAUACUGUCAUGGGAAGCACGUAAUACACAGAGAUAUCAAGCCGGAGAAUCUUUUGGUUGGUGCACAGGGUGAACUCAAAAUUGCAGACUUUGGGUGGUCAGUGCACACCUUUAAUCGGAGGCGGACUAUGUGUGGCACUCUAGACUAUUUGCCACCAGAGAUGGUGGAAAGUGUGGAGCAUGACGCAAGUGUGGAUAUUUGGAGUCUGGGUAUCCUCUGCUUUGAGUUUCUGUAUGGGAUGCCUCCAUUUGAAGCAAAGGAACACUCAGACACAUAUAGAAGGAUUGUGCAAGUGGAUCUCAAAUUUCCAGCCAAACCGAUUGUCUCAUCAGCUGCCAAGGACCUCAUUAGUCAGAUGCUUGUAAAGGAUUCUUCUCAGCGUCUGCCCCUGAAAAAGGUCCUGGAGCAUCCUUGGAUUGUGCAGAAUGCAGAUCCUUCAGGUGUUUACAAGGGCUGAUGAAGACAUCACCAAUGACUCUCACAAUCUUUGUGGCGGACUUAAUUGUUUUUGUUUUUCACUGAAGAAGCCUUUGCUCAGCGUUAAUCCUAAAUCUAUGUGAUCUUAAAACUGUGACGUAAAAUAACCACACCCACCAUGUAAAACUGUGAUCCCUUGCAUUGCCUGAAAAUGUUUACAAAAUAUGUAGUCAUUUUUUGCUCUUUUCUCAAUGUUGUAUGUAAUCGUAAUCUCUUUGGGAUCUUGUCCUGCACUCUGAUCUUGCUUGUGGCUAGACAACAUUCUCUUGACUCCCGUUUGAACUCUAACCUACUCCUAUUAACUGAA
Molecule: messenger RNA, 1347 nt
Organism: Nicotiana attenuata
Lineage: Eukaryota; Viridiplantae; Streptophyta; Magnoliopsida; Solanales; Solanaceae
Product: serine/threonine-protein kinase Aurora-2
Exons: 9
Coding region: 112-1020 (302 amino acids)
Biological process (GO): mitotic spindle organization; protein phosphorylation; regulation of cytokinesis
Cellular component (GO): spindle microtubule; chromosome passenger complex; spindle midzone
Molecular function (GO): protein kinase activity; ATP binding
Source: RefSeq, a predicted model, not a curated record